This is a messenger RNA of Zasmidium cellare ATCC 36951, 2217 nucleotides long. RefSeq lists its product as uncharacterized. The record is from RefSeq and is a predicted model, not a curated record. The transcript is spliced from 5 exons. Bases 1 to 2217 code for a protein of 738 amino acids. Lineage: Eukaryota; Fungi; Ascomycota; Dothideomycetes; Mycosphaerellales; Mycosphaerellaceae.
AUGCACCAACAUGUGCACGGCUGCAACAAGGGCGGCGAUUGCGAGUAUUGGGAUGACGACAACCUGCUGCAGGAGUUCGGUGCGCCAGCGAGGAUCAUGGUUCGACCGGCCAACCCGCCGUCCAGGACCUCGUACGAUGGCGACGAUCAAGACUUCGACGAUGAGGAUUGUUCGUCGCGUAGCUGGGAGGGCUUCUAUGAGCGGGGCUCGUUUGUGUCCAGGAACCGUCCCAGAUGUGAUUUCACUACUACGGUGCAGCCCGAGUUGACUAUGGUCUGCAGACAGGUCCGCCAAGAGACUCUCCCGAUUUUCUAUGGCAACCAUACCUUUGUGGCCUGUUGGAGACCCGUAGAGGGUGACAGUUGCGGCCUCGAGUUAUGGGUGGAGAGGAUCGGCACGACUAAUGCGGGAUAUGUGCGAGAUAUUCGCAUAGUGUGCUUCAACAAGUCGGCCUUCCAAUGCAUCAACCUCCCCCGCGGUAUCAUCGAGCGACUGGGUCUACUGGGUGUAAAGCUUGGCGAGCCGCGCAUCAAAGUGUACUGCCAACCAAUUUACCCGGCUCCUAGCCCGAGCGACUGGCAGCUUCUGGACUUCUGUUCAAGGGAGAAAGGGAGAGAGGGCGGCAAUAUCAGCAGAAGAUGCUAUGGUGGUGCAAAGAUUUGUAGGCAGAGAUGCGGGAGAAAGGAGGCUGCCGUCGAUCGAGAUGAGGAUACGGCUUGUCCACGCCAUCAAGCCAUGAUAGAAAGUGCGACGAGAAAGACUUCCGGAUGCGUCGAGAGAGGUCAGAAAGAAGGUGUUCGAUGCGCAGAAUCUCGCCGGACGACUCGUACCCUCGGGCCAUCUUGGCUCGUUGACAAGCACACGCCUCGACAUUGUCACCCUCGACGCCCUGACCCCGUAGAGCGCAAGCGCACCACCCUCUAUCCAAAGCUGCAAGACGUCGACUCAGUGAAGGCCUACCCAGAAGUAACAGGCAUGCGCCAUCGAUUCUUCUGGAACGACUAUGACCGGCCAGAGGACAGCCAAGUCGACCAAAUGCAUUCAACCUCGCACACCAACACACAUGAGGCCGACAGUCAAGUCGACCAAAUGCAUUCAACCUCGCACACCAACACACAUGAGGUCGACAUGGUCGCAGCUCUGGUAAAUCGGCUGGUAGGACAGAGUGUGUAUCGCUCCGAAGAGACUGCCGUCCCAAUACCAUACCUUAGCCAGUUGACGAAGCUUCGCUCGAAGUUCGGUUACGCCUCUACCACUUUGAAUGAACUCGAUAUUGUGGAUCUCGAGGUAGAUGGCGAAGAUGACGAGAUGACGGUGACCAACAGCAUGAAGGAAACCCAGGAGCCUGCUUCAGAAACCGCAAAGGGCACGCUUUUGCGUCCCCUGCGCCUCGCAACAAUCGACAACUUCCAAGGAGAGGAAGCCAGAAGCCAGUCUCAGAAAUCGCAAAGGGCACGCUUUCAAGGCCUUGCGCCUCGCAACAGAAGACAUUUUCCAAGAAGAGGAAGCCAAGGUUGUCAUCAUCUCGCUAGUGCGCAGCAACGAGCAUCGGCUAGUCGAUUCAGACGAGAGGGAGGCCAUAGAUCUGCAUCUGAGGUACCGAUGACCUCGAUCCCACAACGUCUCGCGACAACUGCUUCAAGACAAGCUGCUCCCACAUAUCAAGCACCUACCGAAGCUGUCGGCAUGGCACCGUCAAAGGACGCUAUCGUCGCCGGUUCAGACAAGAUAAUCGGGAAGAAGGACGUGCCUUUACGCAACGCUGUGGAUCUAGUCAAAUCCGAGUUGAAGCACUUUCUUAAGCAAGCCUGGCCUGCAGCGAUACUACGAACGUCGAAGCGCCUCCCCGAGCAAGUCUCAUCCGCAGCUAGUGUCGACGAUGCCACGAAGAUCGCCUCGAGCGCACUGCCACCUGCCGCCAUUGCCACGAACCGGGCACUUCCUACAGACCAUUACAGUCUUGGCUCCCUAUUGAUGCUGGAAAAUCGACAAGCUGUUCGUAUGCGGUGUCGUGUCCUCGAAGGACCUAUCAAGAACCCUUGCCAUGCGACAGCGGCCCCUGCACCCGCUUCGCAACCCAGAUCGUAUUUCGUCGCUCAGUACGCGAAGACAUCUGAGAACACUGCCAGCAGACACAACCCGGAAGCGAUCACCGCUUUCUUACAAGUCGCCGACUUCUUCACCAACAACCUCUCCAUCGACGAACGGACCAUUUAG